AUGUCCACUGCUGAAAAUGCUAGAGGUCCAAAUCAUGCCUUACCGUCGGAAACUUGUACUGGCACGUCACCGGACGAGCAAGCUUCCUCGACUACUGCAACUGAAAGGCUAGCCGAUCCGGCCACGAUCGUGAACGAGUCAUCAACACAUUCUGCAAGAUCCGAGAACCUGAGAGAGUCGAAGAGAUCUUCGGAAGGCUCGACCUCACCGCGAGCCCUGUCGAGACCGAUCAAUAGCACUGAGCAAAACAUUGAAGAUGAGGGCUGCACAGUGGAGACAAGCCAAAGGAUGCAGAAUCUCUCGUUGACAGCAGACUCUCGGAACUCAGCGCAAACUGCGGCUCUGAAGCAUCUUCCGCCAACCCCUCCUCCACCGCCAGAGAAAGAUGUGGCUUAUCUCGAUCCUACACCCAAAACACCACAGGUCUCUCGACCAGUUUCCCGUCAACAUUCAGAUGAUGGAGAGUACGACGAGAAAGAUCCACAAUAUAGGAGGAAUUCAACUGAGGAAGACUUUGACGCCAACAAAGCCUCGCUUCCUCCAGAGGUCGCGGUAGACAAGGACUCUCAAUCGGAGAUUCAGAGCAUAAUGGAACAGUUCACAGGCGAUGGUGGAGCCUCCGGCAAAGAUAAGAUAAUGUCACCCCGAAUCGAGAUGGCCAGUCCUAUCUCCAACGAUUCCGGCCAAUUUCCUCCUCGAAGAUCCAGCUUGGAACAUCUGCGACCUACGAUAUCGACUUCCGUGAUCAGCUCUGAGAAGGAUUUACCCAGCCCACCUGUACCUCCCAAAUCCGACUCGACACCGCUAAGCCCGACUCGAUCAAGCAAGCCCACUUCGCCUUCAUUAUUGUCAGGUCCGCCCCUUCCAGAACCGGAACCGGAUUUACCAUUCGAUUUUCACAGAUUCCUGGAACAGCUUCGACACAAGUCAGCAGAUCCGGUGGCUAAAUUCCUGCGGUCUUUUCUCAAUGAAUUUGGGAAGAAGCAAUGGAUGGUGCAUGAGCAAGUAAAGAUCAUUGGCGACUUUCUGACGUUCAUUGCCAAUAAGAUGGCGCUGUGUGAUGUAUGGCGGGAUGUUUCCGAUGCCGAAUUCGACAAUGCAAAAGAAGGAAUGGAGAAACUGGUCAUGAAUAGACUCUACACGCAAACUUUCUCGCCCGCCAUCCCUCCUCCACCUCAACCUGUAAGAGGUAAGGGAAGAAGGAAGGAUCAGGACAAAAUACUUGGUCCAGGACGACGGGGACAGCAUCAGGAGGAUGUCGAGCGAGAUGAGAUUUUAGCCCAGAAAGUCAGGAUCUACGGCUGGGUCAAGGAGGAGCAUCUGGAUAUUCCUUCAGUUGGACCUGGUGGUGAACGCUUCCUCAAGCUGGCGCAGCAAGAAUUAUUGAAAAUCAAGGGAUACCGUGCGCCGCGAGACAAGGUUAUCUGUGUGCUCAAUUGCUGUAAAGUCAUCGUUGGAUUGUUGAAGAGUUCCAAGUCUGCAGAUACCUCUGCAGAUUCUUUUGUGCCCCUUCUCAUUUAUGUGGUCCUGCAAGCACAUCCGGACCACCUCGUCUCCAACAUCCAGUACAUCUUACGCUUUCGCAAUCAGGACAAAUUAGGAGGCGAGGCUGGCUAUUAUCUGUCUUCACUGUCCGGGGCCAUCCAAUUCAUCGAGACUUUAGACCGAACGUCGCUUUCUGUCAGCGACGCAGAGUUCGAACGCAACGUCGAGCUCGCGGUCUCUGCCAUUGCAGAAAAGAACCGAGAGACGGAAACACGCUCACUGAGCCACAUUGUUUCAGACAAGUCGACUUUGAGCGAGCCGGAAGUGACACCACGCACCUCGAUGGAUGCAAGCAAGUCGUCUCCUGGAAAAAGGUCGAGUCGCCCCUUGUUUGAUAGCACAGACAGUGGGUUUGACGACAACGACGCCGUCGCAGGACUUCUCCGAACCAUUCAGAAGCCACUCUCGACCAUUGGUCGUAUAUUCUCCGACGAGGGCAGUGCUUCCCAAGCCCGCAGUGGUCGGAUCUCACCACCGCAGCCGGAGUUCACACCACGACUCUCUCCUUCACUCUUUCAACCUCCCAGAUCAAGCGGAGAGCAGCGACGGUCAGGCGAGCAGGCAAGGGACAGGGAUGACGAGUAUAAGACCGAUGUGAAAGUUGAUGCUCAAGAAGCUGCCGCAAGACAAGCCAGCGCCGAGGCAGCCGAGGCUCGAAGGAUACAACGAGCAGAGCAUCGGAACGUCGUCGAGACACUCUACAGCAUGUUUCCUAAUCUGGACAAAGACGUGAUUGAGGACGUGGUCAGGCUAAAAGAAGGACGGGUUGGUCUGGCUGUGGAUGCUUGUUUAGCUUUGAGCGCGGGAGGUUGA
Endocarpon pusillum Z07020 is the source of this 2358-nucleotide messenger RNA. RefSeq lists its product as uncharacterized. The transcript is spliced from 3 exons. The record is from RefSeq and is a predicted model, not a curated record. Gene Ontology annotation, molecular function: small GTPase binding; guanyl-nucleotide exchange factor activity; ubiquitin binding. Lineage: Eukaryota; Fungi; Ascomycota; Eurotiomycetes; Verrucariales; Verrucariaceae. Gene Ontology annotation, biological process: vesicle-mediated transport. Gene Ontology annotation, cellular component: endocytic vesicle; cytosol. The coding region runs from base 1 to 2358 and encodes 785 amino acids.